GUUUGUUUGCAUGCAACAGAGAGAGAGAGAGAGAGAAAGAGAGAGCGAGGGAGCAAGAGAGCGAGGAAGAUUCCCAUUGCAGCCCGAGCGCCUGACCGUGAGCGUGUCAUGAGAGGACGCACAGCUCCACACGCCCGCCCGGACUUUCCGCUCGGAUUUACUCCCAAUGGACUAACGACCUCCGAAAAGCACAUUUUAAUUUUUAUUUUUUAAUUUUUUUGGUUUUGUUUUUUAUUUCAUUUUUUUUUUUUACGGGAUUUUAUUCGCCACGCUUUGGGAUUUCUAAAGCGGCAAAAAGUCAUGCAAGGUAGAGGGAAAAACUAUUCUUAAGAGCUCUAAUGAGGGAGGCUUUUAGCGCCUCAUCUAGAGGACGUGGCGUCGGAGCUGCGAUGAGCGAGAUGUCUUCACUGAAGCGCUGAGCGGCGGCGACCCAGCAUGUAGUCGAGGCCAACAAGUGCCUUCACGCCUGCCGACACCGAUCAUAUCAUGGGGAAUUCCUACGCCGGGCAGUUGAAGUCCGCUCGCUUCGAAGAGGCCCUGCACAACUCCAUCGAAGCGUCGCUGCGCUCCAGCAGCGGAGAUCCGCAGCCCAUCUUCACACAGCUGUACCUCAAGCCCGAGCCCUACCCUGCCGGCAUGGACGCGGAUGUGAAACCCAAACCGGAGCUCCUCGUCGGCGAGCCGCCGGGCCAGGAGCUCCCGACCGACAGCCACUCGUCCAACAAUCCGGAGGAGCUGGAGGACGAAGACGACUCGGACAGCAACAGCCCGCCGCUGCCCUACCUGCAGACCCCGAUACCGGACGGCUGCUGCACCAUAGAAGGAUUCUGCCAGGCCGGCAAGGAUCUGCGCCUGGUCUCCAUAGCGACGGAACCCAUCGAGGUACCGGCGGGCUUCGAACUGGUCGGCGCCAAGUCCCCCAGCGUGGCCGAGCACAUCCUGGUGUGCGCCGUGGACCGCCGCUUUUUGCCCGACGACAACGGCAAAAAUGCACUUUUAGCAGGUUUUUCCGGAAACUGCGUCGGCUGCGGCGAGAAGGGCUUCAGGUACUUCACCGAGUUCUCCAACCACAUCAACCUGAAACUGUCCACGCAGCCCAAGAAGCAGAAGCACUUAAAGUAUUACCUGGUGAAGAACUCUCAGGGUGCUUUGUGCAAAGGCCCCCUCAUCUGCUGGAAAGAUUGCAAAACGCGUCAGGCGUCCAGCGGCGCGUCCGCCUCCACGUCCAAACCCGGCUCGUCGUCCUCAACCAGCAGCAAAGAAAAUGGCGCGACCGGCGGAAACGGAUCAUCUCUGUUCUCCGCUUCAGAUUCCACGCCCACCAGAAUGACGUCGGCCUCGUCUGUCUUUUUCAGCACUCCUGACCUGAGCAGAGAGUGCGGCUUCAUCAAGCCUCUGGCCUCCACGCCCGCAAACAAGACGCUCCCGAUAGUUCCCACCGCGCUGAGGGUAAACGGGCCGAUAAACGGCUUGGGUGCGGACGGGCGGCCCCCGUUGCUCAGCCCCUCCCAGGUCGCCUUGGGACCUCAGGGCCAAGGCUACCGAGCCGCCGACUUGGGAGACAGUCCAGGUAACAUUUCCUCUUCCGUUGCGUUGCGCGUUCAACAUUUUCAAGGCGUGGGCACAGUGUCGUCCGCCAUGAGCUCCGGACCUCCCAAGAAGCGCCACCGGAGCUGGCACCCCACCUCAAUCAUCCCGGUCCCGCCCACGGCCGUGCCCGUACCCGCCAUCCGCCCCGUCGUCUGCCCUCCGGGUUCUGUAUUGGGGGGCGCGUCCCCCCAGCCCGCGGGGCCUGGCGUCAUCCGGCCGUCAUUCAGCGGCGCGGGGACGGUCGUCGUCCCGGACAACCUGCUGAACUGUGCAGGGGUUCGCCCCGUCAUCCUCAUUGGGCACGGCGCCUUACCUUAUUUCUAUGGCAACGUGGGGGACGUGGUGGUAAGCCCCCUGCUGGUGGGCUGCUACCAGAACGGCCAGCUGAGCAACGAGACCUCGGAGGCGCUCGGCCUCAGCGGCGGCCACCAGCUCAGCGUGGAGAUGAUGAUCCUGCUCACGUUGCAGUACCUGGCACGUCUCGGUCCGGAGCAGAUCCCUCUUCGGGAGGAGCUGGAGCAGAUCGUCCUGAAGGCCUUGCUGUGCUGUCCGGGCGGUUCCGCCAUCUCCCCGUCCCAGCUGCCCUGGCUGGCUCGGCUGGAGGCCAGCGUCUCCGGGGGCGCCGUCCAAGUGGCGGUCGCCCACAACUCGCUGGGCGAGGGCAUCUGCGAGUCGCUGCGCGCCCUGGCCGAGGGUCCCCACCUCCGGCGGUCGCCGCCCACCUACGUGGUCGUCAUCUGCUCCUCCAAGAUGGGCGGAAACGAGUUCUGCGUGCUGGUCUUCGGAAAGUACCAAGCGCGGGCUUUAGCGGAGGGCAUGCUCACCACCAACGAGUUCCUGAAGGAGAUCAGCUACGAGCUCAUUACAGGCAAAGUCGGCGUGCUGGCGUCUCACUUCAAAACCACCUCGCUGGGGGACAAUCUGGACAAGCAGCUGGUGCGGUAUCAGCGGCGGCGGAAGGGCCAGGUCAUCCAGCCCUUCCAGGGCGAUGUCACAGACCACAUCCACUCGCAGGAGUCCGCCAGCAUGUCACCACCUUCGGACAGAGAGCUGCUCAGCAAGGUCUUCCAGAUCUUUCCGACCCAGCUGAGCGUGGCGCGCCGCCUCCUCUCGCAGGUUUGCUCCAUCGCCGACUCGGGCAGCCAGAACCUGGACUUGGGCCGUUUCUGCAAAGUGGACUUCCUGGUUCUGGUGCCGCCCUCUCACAUCCUGGUGAACCAGACAGCGCAGCGCAUCCGACAAUCAGGGGUCCUGUUCGAGUUGGGGAUGGAAGAGUCGUGCUCGCCUCAGAAGUACGACAAGUACGUCGUGCGACUGGACGCCGACGUCCACGGCAGGAUGGAGGCCUUCAUGAGGAAAGUCAAACAGAACCCGUACACGCUGUUUGUUCUCAUCCACGACAACUCUCACGUCGACCUCACCAGCGCUCUGUCGGGCUCCGUGUGCCACGGCGAGCUGCAGGGUCUGGCCGACAGGGUGGUCAACUGCCAGGAGGUCCUGGACGCCCUCAACCUGCUGGUGCUGCAGGUCAGCUGCUUCCCGUACACGCUGCAAACGCACCAAUCCCGCAUCAGCGUGCACAACGAGGUGCACUGGCCCUCCAAUGAAAGCCUGCAGGGAUCGCUCGCUCCCGGCGACUUAGCCUACUUCGGCCUGUGCGACUACAGCAGGUCCCUGCAGUGGGGCGUGGCCAGCCCCAUCCUGCGCUGUGACGACGCCUUCGAGAAGAUGGUCCACACACUCCUGCAGAGGCACCCCCACCUGCACAGCAUGGUGAUCCGCAGCUACCUGCUCAUCCAGCAGUACACGGAGGCCAUGAUGGCGCUCACCUCCUCGCCGUCGCUGAGAGACCACAUCACGCCCGAGACCCUGGCGAUGGUGGAGGACCUGAUCAACGCGCCCGGCCGGGAGGGCUCGCAGGGCCGCGGCCACAUGCUGCUGGUGCGCGUGCCCUCGCUGCAGCUGGCCAUGUUGGCCCGCGAGCGUUUGGAGGACGUGCGCGACAAGCUGGGCCUCCAGCUGUGCUUCGCCGUGCUGCUCGGGAGCCCCGCCUCCGAGAUCAGCCUGCCCAGGAACUUCACCUGUCGCCUUCGGGCCUGGCGGGGAUAUGAGAAUGAAGACUGGGUUCCCCUCACCUACGAGGAUCUGGAGGGCCUCCCUUGUAUCGUCAUCCUCACGGGGAAAGACCCCCUCGGAGAGACCUUUCCCAGGUCUCUGAAAUACAGCGACCUCCGUCUGAUCGACUCCAGUUACCUGACGCGUACGGCCCUGGAGCAGGAAGUGGGCCUGGCCUGCACCUACGUGUCCGUGAGCGUGGUCCAGGAGCCCAAGAAGGCGGUAGGCCCCCGGGAGUCGGACGGCGAGAAGGCCGCCGCCCCGGUGAACGACGGAGACGAACUGGAGCGACCUCAGAGCAACGGCAGCGUGGCCACCAGGACUUCGGGGUCCUUGGUGGAGAACGGGGUCAGUUCGUCCGAUAAUGCGGACGCACCCCCGAAGGCCACCAACGCUGCACCGGAGGCAGCAGACACGUCAGGUGUCAAGCAGGAGUGUGACUCCGUGGGUGGCCAGAUCCCCUCUAAUCCUCCCAAAACCUCCAAGGCCCCUCCCUCGCUGUACUCCAGCUCGUCCUCAUCCUCGCCGUCGCCAUCCUCCUCGUCCACGCAGCGGCCCAGCCAGUCCACGCAGUGCGCCCGCCACGCCAAGCCGUCGCGGGUGUCGCCGCGGACCGUCAUCAUGUCGCGCCCGGCGUACAACCUGCUGUCGGCCGACUCGGGCAGCCAGCUGAGUUCCUUCUCGCUGCUGCCCCACGCCGACGUGGCCUGGAGCAGCCCGCUGAGGCCCCCCGUCACCUCGGGCCUGCACGGGGAGGAGCAGAGCGCCUACUAUCGCCAGUGGACCGUCGCCAAGCAGCACCACGCCGACUACGAGGCGCCGACCACCCCGCACCCUCGACGCCUCCUGCUGAGCGGACCGCCACAGGUGGGGAAAACCGGGGCCUACCUUCAGUUUCUGCGGAUCCUCUUCCGCAUGCUCAUCAGACUUUUGGAGGUGGACGUGUUCGACGAGGAGUCCGACGAGGAAGAGGCAGUCGAAGAGACGUCGGAGGUGGCGACGCCCGUCAACAACCAGUGGCCCGACGUCGAGGACAUGCGCAAGCUUCCCUUCGACCCCAACCCCCGAGACUCCAAGUUCAGGAAGGCAAGCCCCAUCCACUGCGACAAGAUGCCAAAGCGCUCCAGAGUUCUGAAGGAAGAAGACGGGAGCCACACAGUAGCCAAGCGAGAGACCAAAUCCAUACGACUGACUCGGUUCGCCGCCCACAACGCCUUUCACCACUGCGAGCAGUGUCACCACUACUGUGACGCCAGCCCCGCCACGCAGCUUUCUGAGUGCACCUUCCACGCCUUCACCUUCUGCUCGUCCAUGCUGGGCGAGGAGGUCCAGCUCCAGUUUGUCAUUCCCAAAGACAAGGAGCAGCACUUUGUCUUCAGUCAACAGGGGAGCCACCUGGAGAGCAUGCGCCUGCCUCUGGUCUCCAACAAGGACCCCGACCUGUUGAAGAGCCCCAUCUUCACGCCGACGACGGGGCGGCAGGAGCACGGCCUGCUCAACAUCUACCACGCCAUGGAGGGCGCCGCUCACCUCCACAUCCUGGUGGUCAAGCACUUUGAGAUGCCCCACUACAGGCAGUACUGGCCCAACCACAUCCUGCUGGUCUUGCCCGCCAUGUUCAACAACUCCGGAGUCGGCGCCGCUCGCUUCAUGAUUAAGGAGCUGUCGUACCACAACCUGGAGUUGGAGAGGAACCGGUGGGAGGAGCAAGGCGUCAAGCGGCAGGAAGUCUGGCCUUUCAUCGUCAUGAUGGACGACUCCUGCGUGCUGUGGAACGCCCAACAGCCCGCCGAUAACAGCGAGACCUCCGACGCCGGCUCAGGGCUCACCAACGUGUCCCUUAAAGCGGUCCUGUGGCACAUAGAGGCCACCCCCAAGAUCCUCCUCUACGCCAUGUGCGGAGCCCGCAAGUGGAACAGCAGCCUGGCACGCAAGGCCCCCGGCCGGCCGUUCAGCAGGGGGCACCUGUACGACUUCGUCCUGCUCAACGUGGAUCUGACCCAGAACGUCCAGUACGACCUCAACCGUUACAGUUGCGAGGAGGUGGACUUCAACCUUCGGGUGAACAGCAGCGGACUCCUGCUGUGUCGCUUCAACAGUUUCAGCUUGAUGAAGAAGUACAUUCCGGUCGGCGGCAACCAAGACUACACGGUCAAACCCAAACUCGUGGAACUUGAGAACCCCGCCCCCAUCAGCCCUCUGCAGUACGUGUGCGCCCCCGACAGCGAGCAGACCCUGCUGGAUGCGCCGGCCCAGUUCCUGCUGGAAAGGUUCCUGCAGAGCUGCAGCUACCGACUGUUCCCCCAAGCCAUUCACAACCCGAACAACCCGGUCCUGUCCAUCGACAGCUACCUCAACAUCAGCCCGGAGAUAUCCGUGUGCUACAUCAACUCCCGUCCACACUCCACCAACCUCAACCACCAGGGCCUGGUGUUCAGCGGCCUGCUGCUGUACCUGUGCGACUCAUUCGUCGUCUCCGGACUCCUCAAGAAGUUCCGCUUCCUUAAAGGCGCCACCCUCUGCGUCAUCUGCCAGGACCGGAGCUCCCUGCGUCAGACCAUCGUGCGUCUGGAGCUGGAGGACGAGUGGCAGUUCCGCCUGCGCGACGAGUUCCAGACGGCCAACUGCAGUGAGGACCGGCCCCUCUACUUUCUCACUGGACGCCACGUUUGAACCAUGCCCCCCCCCCGCCCCUAAAAAAUUCCUGCCGUCAAAUCGCACCACAGUCGGACACACGCGUGCUCACUUUGAUGAACGCGAAACUCUGCUGCGAUUUGUACGUGGACUUUUUUUUUUUUAUUUCCAUACAUGGACGUACAUGUUUAUCUCAGGGUUUUUAAAAGUGAGAAAAAAAAAAUCUGACUUAAGCGGAUAAGAGCGGAGGAGUUUUUCCUCCCUGUUUGCUUUCUUCUUGGCGCCAAAGACAUCCUGGAUCGAGCUGCACCUUUUUCUUGUCCCGUCAAGCCUUUCACUGCCAAACGACUCCACACCAAACACUGCCUAGUGGACAUACGUAUUUUCCGCACUAUAAGACGCACCUACAAGCCUUUAAUUUUCUCAAAAUCCGACGGUGCGCCUUAUAUAUGGGCCAAUAUUGAGCCUUUAGUGCAGCUCCAUCUAAUGGAUGCAUAACGUAACCCCAGCCUCUACUGUAGCAUCUGUUCCAUGCGCCUAAAAACGUGAAAAAAGUUUUAAAAUUAGGCCGUUCAAUGAAGGUGCGCCUUGUAAUGCGGUGCGGCUUAUAGUGCGUAAAAUGCGGUGCAUGAAAUGGGGGAAGUUAAUGAAAUCCAAUAUAAAAUAAUCAUAAAUAAACCAGCAUUAUAAAGUCUUUGAUUAUAUUACACAUUGUAUCUACACCGCGCCGUGAUAAAGGUUUGGUCUUCUAUAUUGACUUUGAAGGAGACGGAAAAAAUGAAAACGGUUCACAGAGGCUAAACAUGCUAGCUAAUGCUAACCAGUGCAACUAUGGAAGUAAAUUACUGUCGCCAGGAUUUGAAUUUGAAAUGUAAAGUGAUCACAUUUUCUGUGCCACUCACUGAUCUUAAAAAAAAAAAAAACACUGAAUGACUCGUUGGUCACCGAAACUGACGUCGUCAUCCGCCAUCUUGAUACUCCCAAAACAACCAUGGCGACCUGUGCGCUAAUCGCCAGUUUCGUGCCUGUAAGAAAACAUUCCACUGCUAGCUAAGUUAGGAAGACUUACUUUGACAUUGUUAAAGUUUGUUUUUUGUUUUUUUUUUAAUUUUCUGAUGAGCUUAAUCCACUUGAACAAAGUUUUGUUUAUAGUUGUUGUUCACUGUUUACUCUCUGCUUCACCUUUAUAGGCCGGUGGUUUUUGGCAAAAAAGCAAUGUAAAUAUUUUCAUUCAACUUCAUUAGUGGAUAAGCAAGAAAACACAUUUUCUGUGAAAUUUUUUGAUGAAUUUGAUAAUACACAACUCUGCAAAUUGAAUUUGAUUUUCAAAUGCGAGGAAACAAGUUGAAAUUUUGUCUGAAAUGGGGCGUCGCAGAGACAACAAAUGAACAAUGCGUUUAUCGUGUAUUUUCCUUAUUUCCUAAAAUAUAUCUGAGUUAAAAUUGAAUGUUUUUAUAACAAA
Syngnathoides biaculeatus (alligator pipefish) is the source of this 7801-nucleotide messenger RNA. RefSeq names its product GREB1 like retinoic acid receptor coactivator (gene greb1l). The coding region runs from base 487 to 6378 and encodes 1963 amino acids. Gene Ontology annotation, biological process: multicellular organism development; kidney development. The record is from RefSeq and is a predicted model, not a curated record. NCBI's taxonomy places the organism in Eukaryota, Metazoa, Chordata, Actinopteri, Syngnathiformes, Syngnathidae. The transcript has 32 exons.